Molecule: messenger RNA, 3948 nt
Organism: Marmota flaviventris (yellow-bellied marmot)
Lineage: Eukaryota; Metazoa; Chordata; Mammalia; Rodentia; Sciuridae
Gene: C17H17orf113
Product: chromosome 17 C17orf113 homolog
Source: RefSeq, a predicted model, not a curated record
CCACCGCCCAAGAUGGUGGCUCCCGUGUCUCUUCUCCCACCGGCAGAGCAGGAAUAAACUUUCCAGGCUAAGUUAGAUGGAUGGUGCCCCUUAGCCUGGUGGGCUGCCCCCCUCAUCUCCACACCAGCUCCCCUGUCAAGGGAGGUGUCUGUGUGGUUGGGGAGGGAGGAGGCACAAGCAUUUGGGUGGGGGUUGGGGGUCCCCUGCCCCUAGAGUAGGAAUGGUGCCCCCGGGGAAGAAGCCAGCAGGAGAGGCCUCCAACUCCAACAAGAAGUGCAAGCGUUACUUCAAUGAGCACUGGAAGGAGGAGUUUCCCUGGCUGGACUUUGACUAUGAGCGGAAGCUGAUGUUUUGCCUCGAGUGUCGCCAGGCCCUGGUACGAAACAAGCACGGCAAAGCGGAGAACGCCUUCACCGUGGGCACUGACAACUUCCAGCGUCACGCCCUGCUGCGCCACGUCACCUCGGGGGCCCACCGCCAGGCUCUGACAGUCAACCAGGGCCAGCCCACUUUCGAGGGCCCUGCUGAGGGAGGUGGGGCCUACAGCAGCCUGGCUGCCACCCCCACCUCCAGGGAUGUCAAAGUAGAGGUGGACUCUGCCAAAGUGGCGGUGCUGACCACUGUGUACUGCCUGGCCAAGGAGGAUGUGCCCGAAGACCGCUGUUCUGCCCUGCUCGAGCUGCAGAGAUUCAACCUGUGCCAAGCGCUGCUAGGCACAGAGCAUGGCAAUUACUACAGCCCCAGGAGAGUGAGGGACAUGCAGGUGGCCAUUGCCAGUGUCUUGCACACAGAGGCCUGCCAGCGCCUGAAGGCAUCCCCAUUUGUGGGGCUGGUGUUAGACGAGACCAGGGACUGGCCUGAAUCCCACAGUCUAGCCCUGUUUGCCACUUCGGUAUCCCCAUGUGAUGGCCAGCCUUCUACCACCUUCCUGGGUAGUGUGGAACUACAGGAGGGCAGGGCCACUGCUAGUCAGCUCUUGGACAUCCUGCAGGCCUUCGGAGUAUCUGCACCCAAGCUAGCCUGGCUCAGCUCAACCGUCCCCAGUGACCGCCUAGGGAGUGUCAGCCUGCAGCUCCAGGCUACCUGCCCACUGCUCACCGAACUGCACUGCCUCCCUGGCAGGACAGAUCCUGAACCCCCUGCCUACCUGAGUGAAUAUGAGAGCAUACUGGAUGCCCUAUUCCGCCUGCACGGUGGCCCCAGUUCUCACAUGGUCCCUGAGCUCCGGGCAGCCCUGGACCUUGCAGCAAUUGACUUGGCAGGACCAAGGCCAGUGCCCUGGGCCUCCCUUUUGCCUGUUGUGGAAGCAGUGGCAGAGGCCUGGCCUUGCCUGGUGUCCACCCUGGAAGCCGCAGCCCCAGCCUCACCGACAGCUGCAGCCCUGGCUCUGGCCCUGCGCCAGUUCACCUUCGUAGCCUUCACCCACCUGCUGCUGGACGCUCUGCCCUCGGUGCAGAAGCUUACCCUCAUCCUGCAGCCGGAAGAGCCCGACCUGGCCUUGUUGCAGCCCAUGGUGAUGGCGGCAGCAGCUUCCCUCCAAGCCCAGCGCUGCUCAGGGGGAGCCCGCCUCCAGGGUUUCCUGCGAGAACUGGCACUCUCAGACCCCGACCGGGGCGGUGGGCGCUGCGCCUACCGCAGCCUGGAGCUGGUCGGCUACUCAGAGGCCGCGAUCAGGGACUUGGAGCGGCUGCGGGGAGCCUUUCUGGACUCCAUGCAGAGGGGGCUGCGGGACUCCUAUCCCGGGCCCUCGCUGGACGCCGUGGCUGCCUUUGCGGCGAUCUUUGACCCCCGCCGCUAUCCGCAGGCCCCGGAAGAGUUGGGUGCGCACGGCGAGGGGGCGCUGCGGGUGCUGCUGCGCGGCUUCGCGCCCGCGGUGGUGCGCCAGCGCGCGCUGGGCGACUUCGCUCUCUUCAAGCGCGUGGUGUUCAGCCUGGGGCGGCUCAGCCCGCGGGCGCUGUGCACCAAGCUGGCUUGCGAGAACUCGGAGCUGCACGAGCUCUUUCCCGACUUCGCUGCCCUGGCCGCUUUGGCUUUAUCUCUGCCCGCGGGCGCCGGCCUCCUGGACAAGGUCGGCCGCAGUCGCGAGCUGCGAUGGUGGGGACAGAGCGCGACCGGGGAAGGCCGGGGAGGCCACGUGGUGAAGAUCGCCGUGGACGGGCCCCCGCUGCAUGAGUUUGACUUUGCGCUGGCGGCGGAGUUCUUAGAUGGAUGGGGGGAGGGGCUCCUGGGAUCCCAGCUCACCUGAGGAUGGCUUCCUCAUUGCCCCUUCAGCCUGCAGCCCUGGAUGCUCCAAGGGCCAAGCCAGACUUGACUAUGCUGCAACCAAGCUGACCUACUAACUGUGGUCUACCUAGCUAACCCUCUACCCCUGCUGAGCUCCUAACCCUGGGGGCUGCAUGGGAAGAGGGGCCUGAGCAAGUGGACAGAGAGGCUAGCUACGUAAGGUCAGGGCAUCGGAACCCCCCAUUCCCACCUCCUCCCUUUCCAGAAUUUGGUGAGAAGUAACUUACCCUUUCCCUUUCUGGACCCCACGCACAUUUGGCCCUAGAAAAGUUGGGGGUUCUUGGUUGGAGGAAGGAAAACUGGGUCUUGGAAAUUGAGGGAACGAAUUGGUCUUUGUUUCCUAGCCCAACACUCAACAGUAUUUCUUCUUUUUAGGUAAGACAGGAGAGCAGAUGACUGUGCUUACUUUUUGGGGUGCUGUGGAUGGAACUCAGGUCCUCAUGCACACUAGGCAGUUGCUCUACUAUUGAACUACCCCCCAAGCCCCGUGUUUGUUUUUACAGAUUUUUUUAAAAAUUAAAAACUUUUUUUUUUUUUUUUUUUGAGAUGGAGGUUUUUGCCAUGUUUUUCAGGUUGGCCUCAGUCUCAUUAGACCAUGUUCUUUCUUGACACACAGCACAGCAUACUCUGCAUGUGCUCAUGGUUCAAGGGCACAAUGGAUCAUGGAGAUUGUGGUGUCCUUUCUCCCCUCCCUGCCAGUAGGCUGCCUGAGGGCCUUUCUGUAUAUGACCAUGUAUAUAGACAUACAAAUCUACAGAUGUGAAAUAAAUCUAUCCUUUCAUAGUGUUAACACAUAAAAAUCAAAAAGACUUCUUUUGGUUGUGCAAUGACAGGGUCUAAAAAAGUCCCAAAUGGACUGGAUUUCUUUCUUUUAUAUACCUCGCCCCACACCCCUGGACUGGAUUUAUUUCUAAUUUACUUAAAAUCUGGUUGUUCAAAUUCCUAGCUCUCUUUUGCCCUUGCCUCAGACCUUUAAGACCAAAGAUUGCAGACCAUGGUGCUGCUGUACCUGCUGCCCCUAAGGGCUGGCCUCUGGCCUGACCCAGGAUGCUUAGGGUUUUUAUUUUACUUUUUGCCUCCAGGGAAAUGUUGUUGGGACCUCACCAGGGCUGAGGAGCACAACCCUUAGACUGAUGGAUUUUCCAUUCCCUUUUGUCAGCCCUUCCUGUGAAUGGUGUGGGAUAUGGAUAGAGGGAGGGGACAGCUAGAGAGUGAGAGGGAAGGGGGCUGACCUUUUCCCAAGCCCCCUGAAUUUGGGCUUCAUUUGCAAUAAAGUGGAAACCCAGCACAUUUUGCAGUCUUCAUGGUGGUAUGUAUGUCAGGGGCCAGCCCUAUCUCUUCUGUCCCCUGCCUUGACUGACCUCCCCUGGGGAGUGCAUUUGGACCAUUAUGUUGCUUCUGUCUAUGAGUGUGGGAGGGUCAUCCUUCUGGGCUGGGAACCCUCAGCUGUGGACUUCCUGCCUCUGCUUGCCCACCUGUGAGAGCCCACCAAUGGGGCCUAUGAUUUCUGUCUGCUUGGCUGAUGCUACUUUGUGAAGAAACAGGAGUUUCUGCCCUGGCUCCACACCCAAGACCAUCGGCCUUUUGUUCUGGCUACAGAGGUAGGAAAGAGCCCUGUGGUUCCCCAUUUCAGACCCUGCCCUUCUUCCUCCUGCAGCAGGCCCA